CUGAGUUGCCAAUUCGGUCAAUCCACCGCUAGAUUCCGUACGAUCCAGUUGGAUUAAAGUUCUUGUUCCUCUAGUUAGUUUAUUUUUGUAGUAUAAUUCUAGACAAUCGGUCUACAAAGGGCUGAUUUGUUUGUUCUGCAAAAAUGAAACUGUUUGUUGUGUUAAGUGUACUGUUCGUUGGAGCCCUGGCCCAGGAUGGACCGAAAGUUACUGAUAAGGUCUUUUUUGAUAUCACAAUUGGCGGCAAACCGGAAGGACGUAUCGUGAUCGGAUUGUUUGGUGGUACCGUUCCAAAAACCGCUAGGAAUUUCAAAGAGCUCGCUGAGAAGAAGGAAGUUGGUGAAGGCUACAAGGGCAGCAAAUUCCAUCGUGUGAUCCGCGACUUCAUGAUCCAGGGAGGAGACUUCACCCGAGGCGAUGGAACCGGCGGGCGCUCGAUUUACGGUGAACGCUUCGCCGAUGAGAACUUCAAGCUGAAGCACUACGGAGCCGGAUGGCUGUCGAUGGCCAACGCCGGAAAGGACACGAACGGAUCGCAAUUUUUCAUCACCGUCAAGCAAACAAGCUGGCUGGACGGACGCCACGUUGUGUUUGGCAAGGUGUUGGAAGGAAUGAGCGUUGUGCGGAAAAUCGAAAACACCAGCACCGAUGGACGGGAUCGUCCCGCACAGGAUGUUGUGAUUGCCGACAGUGGUUCGCUGCCAGUCGAUACUCCAUUUGCCACCGAUAAGAGUGAUGCUAGCGAUUAAUUUCGCUUCCUCCGCGCUUAAGAAGCAUGUGAGCACUUCCACCCGAGAUUGCAUUUAAUUUGAUGAUUUUAGAAUGAGAGGAAUAAAGAACUCGGAUGAUUUUAA
Messenger RNA from Toxorhynchites rutilus septentrionalis, 854 nucleotides. RefSeq names its product peptidyl-prolyl cis-trans isomerase 5-like. NCBI's taxonomy places the organism in Eukaryota, Metazoa, Arthropoda, Insecta, Diptera, Culicidae. The transcript is spliced from 3 exons. The record is from RefSeq and is a predicted model, not a curated record. Gene Ontology annotation, molecular function: peptidyl-prolyl cis-trans isomerase activity. The coding region runs from base 144 to 749 and encodes 201 amino acids. Gene Ontology annotation, biological process: protein folding; protein peptidyl-prolyl isomerization. Gene Ontology annotation, cellular component: intracellular membrane-bounded organelle.